CACAAGCACACACUAAUUUCACCUACAAAAUACACACAGAAACACACACUAACAGGAAGGGUGAAAAAUGGGUGUGGGGAAAUCAAACAAACUCUCACAAGCAGCCCUUCUGAAACAAAUCCUAAAGAGGUGUUCAAGCUUAGGCAAGAAACACGGAUACGACGACGUCCCGAAAGGCCACUUUCCGGUCUACGUCGGAGUCAAACGGAGCAGAUACAUCGUUCCGAUUUCAUUCCUGACUCAUCCCGAAUUCCAACGCCUGUUGCGGUGGUCGGAGGAAGAAUUCGGCUUCCAUCACGAAAUGGGUCUCACCAUUCCAUGCGAAGAGGUUGUUUUCCAGUCACUCACCGCCAUGCUCCGGUGACGUCCCACCGCAAUAACUCUGGUUUUCCGGCGAAGUAUAUGGUUAUGGUACCGGUGAUCACGAAUUUUUUGAAGAGAGAUGGUGUCUUGAGAUGAAGCAGCAUUUUGCUUCUGGUUCUCGUUUUUGAAGGAUAGUUUCCUUUUUACAGAUUCUAAAACUCUAAAAACCAAGCAACGUACAAGUUUUGUUGCAUGGUGUACAAGGUACCAAGCGUAACGUUACCUGGAUUAAGAGAUUACGGCUCUGAAAAAAAGGAAACUGAACUUUUUUCCGCCAAAUCACUCUUCAUUUUUUUUGUGAUUUAGAUUUUGUGUCGUAUGUAAUGAUUUUUAUUUGAACCCAACCUAAUAUUUGGGUGAUGUUGUAAAUUGUAAUUGACGAUUUAAACCCCAAAAAAUUAUUAAAUCUAAAUUUAUUUCGUGGGUUA
Molecule: messenger RNA, 791 nt
Organism: Cynara cardunculus var. scolymus (artichoke)
Lineage: Eukaryota; Viridiplantae; Streptophyta; Magnoliopsida; Asterales; Asteraceae
Product: auxin-responsive protein SAUR50-like
Exons: 1
Coding region: 68-364 (98 amino acids)
Biological process (GO): response to auxin
Source: RefSeq, a predicted model, not a curated record